Diceros bicornis minor is the source of this 1482-nucleotide messenger RNA. RefSeq names its product cytochrome P450 2E1. Gene Ontology annotation, cellular component: intracellular membrane-bounded organelle; cytoplasm. Bases 1 to 1482 code for a protein of 493 amino acids. Gene Ontology annotation, biological process: xenobiotic metabolic process. Gene Ontology annotation, molecular function: oxidoreductase activity, acting on paired donors, with incorporation or reduction of molecular oxygen, reduced flavin or flavoprotein as one donor, and incorporation of one atom of oxygen; heme binding; iron ion binding. The transcript is spliced from 9 exons. The record is from RefSeq and is a predicted model, not a curated record. Lineage: Eukaryota; Metazoa; Chordata; Mammalia; Perissodactyla; Rhinocerotidae.
AUGGCGGCCCUGGGCAUCACAGUCGCGCUGCUGGUGUGGGUGGCCACCCUGCUGCUUGUCUCCAUCUGGAAGCAGAUCUACAGCAGCUGGAAACUGCCCCCUGGCCCUUUCCCACUGCCCAUCCUUGGGAACGUUUUCCAGGUGGACUUAAAGAACAUUCCCAAGUCCUUUACCAGGCUGGCAGAGCGUUACGGGCCAGUGUUCACCUUGCACCUGGGCUCGCGGCGCGUCGUGGUCUUGCAUGGCUACAAGGCCGUGAAGGAAGUCCUCCUCACCUACAAGAACGAGUUUUCUGGCAGAGGAGAAAUCCCCGCAUUCCAGGAGUUCAAGGACAAAGGAGUGAUUUUCAAUAACGGGCCGACCUGGAGGGACACGCGGCGCUUCUCCCUGACCGUCCUCCGUGACUAUGGGAUGGGGAAACAGCGCAACGAGGAGCGGAUCCAGCGGGAGACCCACUUCCUGCUGGAGGCGCUCAGGAAGACCCAGGGCCAGCCCUUCGACCCCACCUUUGUUAUCGGCGGUGGGCCCUUCAACGUCAUCGCCGACAUCCUCUUCCGCGAGCACUUUGACUAUGAGGACAAGAUGUGUCUGAGGCUGAUGCAUUUGUUCAACGAGAACUUCUACCUGCUCAGCACUCCCUGGCUCCAGUUGUAUAAUUAUUUUUCAAGCUAUCUGCGCUACCUGCCUGGAAGCCAUAGAAAAGUAAUGAAAAAUGUGUCCGAAAUUAAAGCCUACACUUUAGAAAGAGUGAAGGAACACCAUAAGUCGCUGGACUCCAACCGCCCCCGAGACUUCACCGACAGCCUGCUCGUGGAACUGGAGAAGGAAAAGCACAGUGCAGAGCCUGUGUUCACCUUGGAAAACAUUGCGGUGACCACGGCUGACAUGUUCUUUGCGGGGACAGAGACCACCAGCACCACUCUGAGAUAUGGGCUCCUGAUUCUCCUGAAAUACCCGGAGAUUGAAGAGAAACUUCAUAAAGAGAUUGACAGAGUGAUUGGGCCAAGCCGAAUCCCUGCCAUCAAGGACAGACUAGAGAUGCCCUACAUGGAUGCCGUUGUGCAUGAGAUUCAGCGAUUCAUCAACCUUGUGCCCUCCAACCUGCCCCAUGAAGCAACCCGGGACACAGAGUUCAGAGGAUAUGUCAUCCCCAAGGGCACGGUCCUAAUUCCGACACUGGACUCACUCUUGUAUGACGACCAAGAGUUCCCUGAUCCAGAGGAGUUUAAGCCAGAGCACUUUCUGAACGAAAGUGGAAAGUUCAAGUACAGUGACCAUUUCAAGGCAUUUUCCGCAGGAAAGCGGGUGUGUGUCGGAGAAGGCCUGGCUCGCAUGGAGUUGUUUCUGUUCCUGUCUGCCAUUCUGCAGCACUUUAACUUGAAGUCUCUGGUUGACCCCAAGGAUAUUGACCUCAGCCCCAUCACGAUUGGGUUUGGCAGCAUCCCGCCCCGUUACAAGCUCUGCGUCAUUCCGCGCUCAUGA